Saccostrea echinata is the source of this 420-nucleotide messenger RNA. RefSeq lists its product as uncharacterized. The record is from RefSeq and is a predicted model, not a curated record. NCBI's taxonomy places the organism in Eukaryota, Metazoa, Mollusca, Bivalvia, Ostreida, Ostreidae. The transcript is spliced from 4 exons. The coding region runs from base 1 to 420 and encodes 139 amino acids.
AUGGGAGCCAUAUUGAGCCAAUGUGGUUGGGAGGUAAAUGGGAGUAUGCUGGUCAUAUGCUUCUCAUUUGCCUCCCAUUCCUUCACCAGCUGGAGGAACCAAGUCAGACAGAAGCUGGUCACUCCAGAAAAAAAUGUGGAGGGGAUGCCUCUGAAGGCACUGCAGAGGUACCUCUACAGUGCCUUCUGGGUAUGUCCAUCUCUCAUGGAUGAAAAGACAAACUUUAAAGUGACCCUUGCCCUGAGAGCAUUCCCCGACGGGCACAAGUUGUUUAAGAAAAGUUCCGGUGCAACCUCCAUUGACUUCUGGAGGGCGUUCAGGAAGAACAUUGAUGCUAUGAUGAAACAGUCUCCAGAACGAUGGGUUGCACUGGAACAGAGAAUUGUUAAAAAAAUUGAAGCUUCCAAUAAAGAAGAUUGA